AUGGCUUCUCGAUCUCCGACGGUGGGCACCCCACUGCUAAAGUCCUCGGUAGCACCCGAGACGCCCUCGAAAGACGCGACUGCACCAGCACCACAAACAGUACCUUUCCCUUCACCACAGACCUUUGAGAUCAUCCCACCACUGCAUGGAAUUCUCUCUCGCUUGUUCUCCCCUAAAGGAGACGAAGCUGGUUCAUCGGGAGCUCCCGGGGAGACAACAGAAGCACCAGGGGCUUCCCAGGCACAAUCCCAACAAGCACCCUCAAGCGUACCUAGUGGUGCGGUGCCAGGAGUACCAGUUCUCAACCCGAGCGCCAAUCCCUCCCUCGAUGUGAAAACCCUUCCUACGGCAACCAGCUCUGUCAGGAUUCGAAUCCAGAAGGCUCGUACAGUUGUUGAAGGGCUGCCAGAUGUGCAUCGCUCUGUCGAGGACCAACAGAUGGAGAUUGCAGAGCUGGAAGACCGUUUGAGACGUUUACGCUCUGUCAUCUCUGACUUCGGGAACCGAGCAGGGAUGCUACAUGAUGACAAUAUGAGGACCGUGGAAGCCUGA
Messenger RNA from Penicillium bovifimosum, 552 nucleotides. RefSeq names its product mediator of RNA polymerase II transcription subunit 9. Lineage: Eukaryota; Fungi; Ascomycota; Eurotiomycetes; Eurotiales; Aspergillaceae. Gene Ontology annotation, molecular function: transcription coregulator activity. The record is from RefSeq and is a predicted model, not a curated record. Gene Ontology annotation, biological process: regulation of transcription by RNA polymerase II. Bases 1 to 552 code for a protein of 183 amino acids. The transcript has a single exon. Gene Ontology annotation, cellular component: mediator complex.